This is a messenger RNA of Cervus elaphus (red deer), 2071 nucleotides long. It is a transcript of the gene MIA, whose product is annotated as MIA SH3 domain containing. Gene Ontology annotation, biological process: extracellular matrix organization. Bases 1608 to 2003 code for a protein of 131 amino acids. The transcript has 4 exons. The record is from RefSeq and is a predicted model, not a curated record. Lineage: Eukaryota; Metazoa; Chordata; Mammalia; Artiodactyla; Cervidae. Gene Ontology annotation, molecular function: protein binding.
UCUCCCUGGAUGUCUUUUCCCCUGUUAAGGCUCUGAGCCCCAGCUUGCACCUGCACUGCUCUCUCCAUUAAAGAGGAACGACGGUGUUGGAAACGCUGAAGACUUAGGGCACCACAUGCACACUUCCUCCUUGUAGGAUCUAAAAGAUGGAAGCGGGAGGGUGAUUGUCAUCUUCACCACAUAAAGUUAUUGCAGACAGCACGUGGGAACGUGGGGUCUCUGGACAGUCCCCCCAACCCCCACAAUAGACAACUGAUGUCCCCACUCUGAGUUUCAUCUUUCUUCCUGAGCUGUGCACCCCACCCCAGGUACUUAGCAAGCACUCAGUAAGUUCCACAGAUAACUUGCCAAGUACCUAAUACACACCAGGUACUGUUGUGGCAUAAAAUAUGCAGUAGUGAAUGAAAUAGACAAGCUAAUUUUAGAUGCUGAGUUCUGAUAGAACUGACAUGAUGGGGUGAUGGGGUGGUAGAGCUGGGGAGCAGUAAUGGGUGAUCAAGGGAAGCCUCUGGGAGGUAACAUGAAUAGAGCUAUUUGAUGCUUGUAUGGUAGUUGGUGCUGGGUGUUGUGUGUGUGGAGGUGGCUUAGGUCCAGUCUUUGACCAGGAGGAAUCCUUCCCCACCCCAAGCCUGUGUGUGUCCCAUCUUCCCCUAAAACUAAAGUUUGGACUUGCUGGCCAGAGGUGAGAAUACCUGAGGAAAGAGAUGGGUCUUCAGACAAGUGGAUCUCUGUGAAGUGUGGUUUUAGAUAGGAGACUUGAGUUCACAUCCUCUGCCACUGUUUCAUUCUGGCCUUGGGCAACUAACAGCUCCAAGCCCAGUAGUGAUGGGUAUGGGCCUACAGCCAGAUCUAGCUUCUCCACUUACUGACACUAACCUUGGACAAGUUCCUUAAGGCUCUGUGCUUCCAUUUCUACCUAGAAUGGGAUUAUAAUGGUCCCCCUUCAAGGUAGUGCAGGGUAUGCAUUUGAACUAAUAAACAAAAAUAUGCAUGGUGAAUUCUUUAUUAAAUAACUAGUAUCCCAGAUGAGAAAGGUGAGGCUCUGAGAGUAGUUUAGGGCAGUCAGGAAGUGGUUUCUGAGAAGAAAUAGUGAUCGUGGUUGGACAUCGCCUAGCCUAAAGCCCAACAUAUAAUAUUCACUCCGUACUUGAGAGCUGGGGCUAUUUCUGGCAAUCAAAGGGCUGCCUUGUUCUGCUGCCCCUCAGCACAGGAAAUUCCAAGGUGGUUUUUCCAUACUGGCUCCUCUUGUUCUGUCUCUGGGGGCACAGCUGAAGGGCCUAGGUCUCCAAGCCAACUCAGAAAAGAUGGAAUUGGAUAUUUUAACCUGCCUGUCUGAGCCUCUCUGUUGAGGGGGGUGACUUGUUACUUGGAGUGGCCUGGGCUGCCUUGGGCCUCUUUGGGUAUUUCCUUGGGCUGGCAACCCUCACCCUGUCCUUGAAAUGGUUCUGCCUGGGUAGCAGGCUCAGAGGUGGUGUGGGCGAAAUCUGGGGCUGGUUUAAGGAGGGGACCAGACUCAGAACACAGGUUUCCUUAUGCUACUGCCGAGGGAGGGCGGGAGGAAACUGGAGACCCCAUUCCUGCCUUAGCCACUGUCUUGCCCAGAGUCCAUGAUGGCUUGGUCCUUGGUGUUUCUCGGUGUCGUCUUGCUGUCUGCCUUCCCGGGGCCUGGUGCCGGCGGCCGCCCCAUGCCCAAGCUGGCUGACCGGAAGAUGUGUGCCGAUGAGGAAUGCAGCCACCCCAUCUCCAUGGCCGUGGCCCUUCAGGACUACGUGGCCCCUGACUGCCGUUUCUUGACCAUACACCAGGGCCAAGUGGUGUAUGUCUUCUCCAAGCUCAAGGGCCGAGGGCGGCUCUUCUGGGGAGGCAGCGUUCAGGGAGAUUACUAUGGAGAUGGAGCUGCUCGCCUGGGCUAUUUCCCCAGUAGCAUCGUACGUGAAGACCAGACCCUGAAACCAGCCAAAACCGAUGUCAAGACAGAUAUAUGGGAUUUCUACUGCCAGUGAGCUCAGUCUAUGCUGUCAGUGCUGUUGUUUCUCCCCGACUUUAUGCAAAUACAUCAGCCAAGUGCAAA